CAAAACUGCGUGUCACAUGACCGUCAGCUGGGAGCACUGGUUCAGAGUUGGACAGACCAGAAAGCCGGUGCCAUGGAAAGUCAGGUGUCCUCGUCCCCGUCCGUUGUCCUAAACUCUGGACAUCGGAUGCCCGUCCUGGGAUUAGGGACCUACAAGCUGUGUGGCUAUGAGGAAGUGUUUCGGGCGGUGGAUGCCGCUCUGGCUGCUGGAUACCGGUCUUUCGACAGCGCCACGGUCUACCGCAACGAAGCAGACCUGGGCCGGGCCCUGAGGGAACUCCUACCCAAAUACGGCCUGACCAGGGAGGACGUGUUUAUAACCAGUAAGCUGAGCCCGAAGGAUCAGGGUGAGAAGGCCAUGGCGGGUGCCCUCCAGAGUCUGUCUCAGCUGGACUUGGGUUACAUUGAUCUGUAUUUGAUCCACUGGCCUGGUUCACAAGGACUGCCGGUGUCUGACCAACACAACCCAGGUAACCGAGCUCAGAGUUGGGUCACGCUGGAGGAGCUGCACGGUCAGGGGAAGCUCAGGUCCAUCGGAGUGUCCAACUACACCACGGCUCACAUGAGGGAGCUGAUGCAGAGCUGCAAAGUUCCUCCUGCCGUUCUGCAGGUGGAGUUUCACCCACAGCUGUGUCAGUCAGAGCUGAGGAGUUUGUGUAAAGAGUACGGAGUUUGUUUUCAAGCGUACUCCUCCUUAGGAAAAGGAGAGCUGCUCAACGAGCCUCUGGUUAAUGAGGUGGCAAAGAACUGCGGUCGCACACCUGCACAG
Molecule: messenger RNA, 768 nt
Organism: Austrofundulus limnaeus
Lineage: Eukaryota; Metazoa; Chordata; Actinopteri; Cyprinodontiformes; Rivulidae
Product: glyoxal reductase
Source: RefSeq, a predicted model, not a curated record